Molecule: messenger RNA, 1247 nt
Organism: Blepharisma stoltei
Lineage: Eukaryota; Ciliophora; Heterotrichea; Heterotrichida; Blepharismidae
Source: the annotation of a GenBank genome assembly
AUGUCAGCACGCCCAUUAUCAGCCUUCAGAGACAAUUCUUUAUCGAAUUUAAAGCCUCACCAUCGCAAAAGAAUGUCAAUUCAACUAAUUGAUGAAGAGUUAUCAACCAAACUUAUAACUCCAAUAUUCCCAAUGACAACAAAGCCAAAAUUUUUCGAAACCUUAUCUCUAAAAAGUCUAACAAAAACUCAACACAUUAAAGGCUCGUUUUUUAAGCCUAAAAAUUCCAAGCUAAGCAAGCGAAAAGAUCCAAAGCCCGAUGAAGAAAAAACAAGAUUUAUUGCACAAAUUUCAUACAUACAUAAAAUGGCGUAUUACGUCCGACCCGUCCCUCUUGUGUGAUGGUAACCCGUGUAUAUCCGGGCAUGGUUUUUCAGGAGGAAUGAUAUAGCCCAACAACAUCAGGAGUGCAGAAGGGAUGGGCACAAGCACAGAUCCGCAGAUUUGUGACCUGAUCCUUGGGCAGUUAAUCAUGAAUCCUUUUUUCAGCAGCGCCCUUGCCAAUGGAUGCCCGAAAUAGAGCAGGGUGAUUUCCCUGCUCAAGUUGCUGUUGAUGGCUUUGCCCAGAAUCACGGAAGUCGUUGAAUUUUUCUCAGGGAUGAUCUGCAAAAAGGGGAGGUAGGCUAGACUUAAAAACACGGCGGUGCCUUCGGCUUAAAGAGUCCUAUAAAAGGAUGACACCGACCAGGGUAAGUACAGUUGGCCUUAGAAGGCGAAGGGACUGAGUUGGAAAUGGUGGUGCCCGGCAAGGGUCUGAGGACACAAAAAGGGCAACCUAAUACCGAGAAACCGGGGGUUUCGGCCUGGGCUCAGAGGUACCAGAGGUACAAGUCUACCCAAUUCGCUUGUUCUAACACGCUUCUGGAAGUAGAGAAUUUAAAUACCCAGCCUAUAACAUUAACAUUAAUAUUAUUGCACAAAUUUCAAAAUUUCAAGAAGCUAAAGGAAACUUUGAUGCAUUGACAAAUACGAAGGUAAAUAACCAAAAAAGCAUUGAAGUAAUAAAAAAGAGGAUUGAAAUUAUCAAUAGAGAAAAAGAAGUCUAUAAAUCAAAAAUAAAAGAAUAUGAAAAACUAUAUGAAAGCUUGAAUGAAAUUUUAGCGAAAGGGCUGAUUGAAGAUUUUGAAAAGGAAAGGAUAAUAACAAAAAUAGCUUCAAUUAGAGAAAAACCGAAAAUAGCAGGAAUAGACAAUGCGGAGCUGUGGGAAGUGUAUACAAGAACUGAAAAUCUAUUUAAAUCAAUGUAA